AAAAAAACCAGGAGCCCUGAAUGACAGAAAGAGAAAAGACGAGAAAGAGUCCUUCACUACCACCAGAGAGAGACGGAGGUGGAGAGGAGACGGAGAAGGGAGGAGAAACAGAAUAAGAAGAGGAGUAAUUUGAAAGGAAAUGUUUUAAUCUGGGAAUUAGGAGCACAGGAAUCACAGAAACUACAGAAAGGAACCACAUAACCACAGUCAGGAUGCCCACUAACGGUACAAACUGUCCUCUGAAGCUGCAGUUUGGUCUGAUCAACCACGAGAGUCGCUACCUCACCGCAGAGGCCUUUGGCUUCAAGGUGAAUGCGUCGGCCCCCAGUCUGAAGAGGAAGCAGGUGUGGACUUUAGAGCAGGACUCCCAGGACCCCCAGGUGGUUUACCUCCGCAGCCAUCUGGGCCGCUACCUGGCCUCCGACAAGGAUGGCAAGGUCACUUGCGAGGCCGAGGGACGGAACACAGACUGCCGCUUCCUAAUCGCUGCCCAGUCAGACGGCCGCUGGGCACUUCAGUCGGAACCCUACCUGAGGUUAUUCGGAGGUUCCCGGGACUACCUGUCCUGCUUCGCCCAAGUGAUCACAGAGGCAGAGUUAUGGGCGGUACACCUGGCGCUCCACCCACAGGCCAACCUGCUCAGUGUCGCCCGCAAGCGCUACGCCCACCUGUCACCCGACGACGGCGAGAUCGCCGUGGACCGGAACAUUCCAUGGGGCGUGGCGGCGCUCCUGACGCUCGUCUACCUGGAUGGGAAGUACCGGCUCAAGACCUGCGACGGCCGUUACCUUGGCAACGACGGGAAGCUGUCAGCGGAGAGCGGGCGGGGCACGGGGUACACGCUGGAGCUGAAGUGUGGGAAGCUGGCGUUUAAGGACUGUGAGGGGAAGUACCUGAGUCCGAUGGGGCCCACGGGGACACUGAGGUCUGGCAGGUGCAGCAAGCCGGGGAAGGAUGAGCUGUUUGACCUGGAGGAGAGCCACCCUCAGGUGGUGCUGAUGGCAGCCAAUGGGAAAUACGUGUCUAUACGGCAACGUGUGAGUAUCUCGGCCAACCAGGAGGACGAGACGGACCUGGAGACGUUCCAGAUGGAGAUUGACAAGGAGAGCAGGAAGUGUCUGUUCCGGACCAACGAGGGGAAAUACUGGGCCCUGGUGGCCCACGGAGGCAUCCAGACUACGGACACAGAAAGGUCUGCCAACACCAUGUUUGCAGUGGAGUGGAUGGGCCGCAGGGUGGCACUAAGAGCCAGUAACGGGAAAUACAUCUGCACCAAGAAGAACGGCCAGCUAGCAGCCGUCAGCGACUCUGUAGGUGAGGAUGAGAAGUUGAUUCUGAAGCUGAUAAACCGUCCCAUGCUGAUCCUGCGAGGAUUGAACGGCUUCAUCUGCCACCAUAAGAACUCCAACACGCUGGAUGCCAACAGAUCAGUCUAUGACAUCUUCACACUGCAUUUCAGUGAUGGGGCGUACCACAUCAAAGGUGAGGGGGGGAGGUUCUGGUAUGUGAACAGCAGUGGUCUGGUGUGUUCAGAUGGAGAGACACCAGAUGACUUCUCCUUUGAGUUCCUGGAGCACGGACGCAUCGCCAUCCGAGGCAAGAACGGCAGAUACCUGCGAGGCCAGGGGGGCAUGCUGAAGGGCGACGGGGUUACCCCCGACAGCUCUGCCCUCUGGGAGUACUGACCUAUAUGAGGGCCACUCUCCUACCCUGCUUGAGUUUACCCCUAACCACAGAUCUAGGAUCAGAUUGGGGCAGAUUACCCUAACCCCCAUGUCCUAAAAAUGAAUGAACAGAUUGGUAAAGAAUAUCUGACCCUAGACUAGUAGUUAGUGGCAACUUCUGCCCUCUCCCAUAGGUCCCUUUCUGCCCCUGUCACUCCCCUCAACCUACUCCUGGCACGCCAGCCAAUGAAGAAGGCACAAAGAGAAAACAGACUCUUUUUACAGGGGAGGUCGAGGGAAGACAUAUGUUUAAAUGGAUGCACUAAUUGUAAGUCGCUCUGGAUAAGAGUAUCUGCUUAAUGACUAAAAUCUUCAUUUAAAAUAAGGCAGAGGUCCCAUGUUUUCAGCUCAGAAGAGCCUGGUCAGAAGAAAUGAAUCAUGUUUGCUGGAGUCAACGGCAGAUUCCAAACAACACUAUGCUUAAUAGGCUUAUGAGAAUUUUUGUAUGUUUUUUAAAAUUAGCAUGUUACCAGUAAAAGUCAAGGUUCAGAGUAAGUAUCAUACUCACACAUAGAGGACUAGUCAUGGCUUGGGUUUUCAUUUUGUAACAUUGUUUUAGCUACAACACUAUUCAUGAUACAACAGUAAUACAACUACUAACUAACAUGUGUCCUAUGUCCUGUUGUGGUUCACAUUCUCACAUUCUGAUUGUGCCCACAUUUUCAGAAAUAUGUCUAUACAUGGUUUUAAAAUUAGUAUUUUAAUCGUAUAGACUGGAUGCAUUAAAAGAUGCAUUGUGGGUCUGAUAUCUUACAAGUGUACACGGAUUUGGGCCUGGUCUCCCAAAAGCAUCUUAAGGCUAAGUUCAACUUAGAAUCAUAGGAUCCUAUGGUUUUAACAAUGAACUUAGGCCUUAAGGUGCUUUUGGGAAACCGGGCUCUGGACAGUGAAACCAUUUAAAUCAUCAUUAUCCCAUCAUCUAAAAUCACUGACAGGUGGCACCAUUGACUUAUGGCAUCAACAUGUGUCUUAAAGCGGCAAUCAACAGUAGAAACAAUAUCAAAGCACACUCCCCGCCCGUUUUGGUUAAAGGCUGAGGGAUGGGGCUGGAGAAAUGUAACCACUCUCAAAUUCAUUAACAGAGCUAUAGCUGAAAGGACUGACCAGCCAUGAUAUCAAAACUAUAGUUUAACCAUGUUUUCAGGCUAUAUAGUGUUUGUUUACAUUUACUUUGUUUACAAACAAACAAUUUACUUUGGAGUAAAAUAAGCUUAUAUUUUGGGUUCUGAUAGUUAAACUAAGCUCAUGAGACAUUUAUAAGUUAUUUAUUUUGAUUUUAUCUUUAUUUAAUUAGCCAAGUCAGUUAAGAACAAAUUCUUAUUUACAAUGACGGCCUACCCGAGCUAAACCCUAAUGACACUGGGCGCCGCCCUAUGGGACUCCCAAUCACAGCCGGUUAUGAUACAGCUUGGAAUCUAACCAGGGUCUGUAGUGACGCCUCUAGCGCUGAGACGCAGUGCCUUUGACCACUGCACCACUCAGGAGUUCUUCAAGAAUCAAUGGGUACAUAUCCUUAAUUUAUAAGUCCAAAAAUAGAUGUAGCAACUGCUGAUUGCCCCUUUAAGAUAAAUAAAUAAAUAUUAUUUUGAAAGAAUAGCUGUCAAAUAAUUAGCAUACAGGGAGGGACCAGGAAAUGUAGUCACAGUAGAUGGAUAAGAGACACAUUUUAAUACCACGUGUAGACAUAUUUCUGAAAAUGUGGGCACAAUCAGAAUGUGGAAAAGAUCAGGAAAGAGGACGCAUGUUAGCACCAGGUAUAAAUGAGGCUAGAGGAGUUGACAUGGCCUGGGUUUUCAGUUCUGAAGUGUCUACUGGUCAUCUGUAGCUCAGUUGGUAGAGCAUGGCAAUUUAGUGUUUGCUAUGCCAGGAUAGUGGGUUUGAUUCCUGGUACCACCCAUAUGUAAAAUAUAUGCAUGACUGUAAGUCCCUUUGGAUAAAUAUGUCUGCUAAAUGGUAUACAUUAUUACUACAGCAGCUACAAAUACUCCACAACUACAAUACACACAAUGCUACAAAUACCUAUAGAGACACUCUGGUGUAAAACCAAUGUGCCUUAAACCAAUUGUCUAUUACACUCUCUUCCACCCCUCUCUCUCACUCGAUUCUCUGGUUUCCCCAAUUGUUCCUUUCCAUUCUUCCCUGUCGUUUUGCCAAUUCUGACAUUGUAAGCGAGUGACAGUGUUGAGAGGUGUGUAAUAAUAAACUCAGAAAGUCACCAACUCAUCGUAGCUGAGUCAUCAUUAGUGGACAGCUUCCUUAGCAUCGUAACAUUAACAAGCAUGAGAGGCAGCUGCAUCUCAAAUGUUACCCUCAUCCCCAUGUAGGGCAGUAGGCCCACUUCUAAACACAGACACAUAGAGUAAUGGUUUCAGGUGAUAAGUAGGGGCCCUCUAUAUGGGAUAUACGAGUGUAAUGGGUGUCGUUUGAGAUUUGUACAGGCUUUUCCCUACAAUCAAAACAGUAACACGUCAGGUGUAA
Molecule: messenger RNA, 4202 nt
Organism: Salmo salar (Atlantic salmon)
Lineage: Eukaryota; Metazoa; Chordata; Actinopteri; Salmoniformes; Salmonidae
Product: fascin-2
Biological process (GO): cell migration; actin filament bundle assembly; establishment or maintenance of cell polarity
Cellular component (GO): actin cytoskeleton; cytoplasm
Molecular function (GO): actin filament binding; protein-macromolecule adaptor activity
Source: RefSeq, a predicted model, not a curated record